AUGGAGGCCCGUCAGGAAACCUCCCUCUUCCUGGUGAAGAUCCUGGAGGAGCUGGACAGCAAGCAAAACACCGUGUCCUACCAGGACCUGUGCAAGUCCCUGUGUGCCCGCCUCGACCUGCCGCAGCUGGCCAAGCUCAGGAGCGUGCUCUUCUACACGGCCUGUCUCGACCCCAGUUUUCCGGCCACGCUAUUCAAGGACAAGAUGAAAUGCACCGUGAACAACCAGCAGUCAAAGAAAAUCAUGGUGGCGGCCGACAUCGUGACGAUCUUCAACCUGAUCCAAAUGAAUGGGGGUGCCGCCAAGGAGAAGCUGCCCACGGGCCGGCGGAAGGUGCGCCCGAAGGAGGCGCCCUUCGAGGCGUGCGGGCCGGAGGCGGAGAUCUGCAGCGCGGCCGAGUACGAGCCUCUCCGCUGCGAGCUGGGUGACCGGCCUUUCAGCCAGGGCUACCCCGCCAGGCAGCCCUCUAAGUGCCGGAAGGGGGAGUGCAAGGACUGCCCCAAGUUCGUGCCUGCCUCCGAGCCCAACUUCUUGCUGGGCGUCAGCAAAGAGGCGAAAGCCCGCGCCGCCUCGCCGGACAGGCUGCCGGCCCUGGCCCCGUACUCGGCGGCCAGCCCGCAGCCCUGCGAGAUGCAGAGGACCUACUUCCCCAUGAACAUCGAGCACGAGUCCCCCUCAGACCGGGACUCGCUGCCCAUCGCCCAGGGCGUCAAGGAGACCUUUGUCUCCCACGACGAGCCCUUCGGGGUCCCGUCCUGUGUACAGAAAAGGAGCAUCUUCAAGGAGGAUUUCCACAACCUGAUGGCCGUGUCCCCCAGUUUGGCUGGCCCCGCAAACAAGGCAGAGGGGGAGCAUGGGGAGCCCCCAAGCCGGAAGGAGCCCCACAAGAUACCCUUCUUGAAUCACAGCUUCGAGAUGCCCUACGACAGCCAGUACCUGAAUCCCCUGUACUCCCCUGUUCCCGACAAAAGGCGGGCAAAGCAUGAAAGCUUGGAUGACCUUCAAGCCUCCACGUAUUUUGGACCCACUCCUGUGAUGGGGACCCCAGAAGCCAGGCGGUGUCCGGGGAGGCCUGGCAAGCAGACCCCCUGGCCAGCCAAAAGCUGGAGCCUAAACACAGAAGAAGUCCCUGACUUCGAACGGUCCUUUUUCAAUAGAAACCCUUCUGAGGAGAAGCUGCGCUACGCAAAUUCCAGCAGCCAGUCCCCCAACUUCCCAGCACCGGACCAGCGCCCAGCUUACCUCACGCCGAAGGAGCAUCAGCCGAUGCUCCCUGUCGGCUACGCGGCGAAGCCCAACGGGCUCAAAUCGAAGGAGGUCUCGUCCCCCAUGGACCUGGAGAAGCACGAACCGGUCAAGAAGUACAAGGACAAGAGCAUCAGCUGUACCAGUGGGCAGCUCAGCUCAGACACCAGCAGCGUGGGCACCCAGACUGAGCAGCACGUGCUGGAGCCCAGGAAGUGCAAAGACCUGUGCGCCUCGGGGCCAGGCAGGUACGGCGAUCGGCACUCCAGGAAGCAGUCAGAUGAUGACUCGGAGGUCGUCAGUGAUGACAUCAGUGACAUUUUCCGAUUCCUCGACGACAUGAGUAUCAGUGGCUCGACGGGAGUGAUUCAGUCCUCCUGCUACAACAGCACAGGGUCCCUGCCCCAGCUUCACAGGUCGGACUGUGACAGUUCACCGGAGCGCAACACGCCCAAAGGUGCCAGCGGGCUCCCCGGCAGCAAAGGAGAAAAGGGCAGCCGGCCUGAAAACAGUCACCACUCAGAAGAGGAGCUGAAGACCAGUGUAUGCAAGCUGGUGCUCCGGAUCGGUGAAAUCGAACGGAAACUCGAGUCGCUGUCGGGCGUCCGCGAGGAGAUCUCCCACGUCUUGGGCAAGCUGAAUAAGUUGGAUCAGAAAAUGCAGCAGCCUGAGAAGGUGGGUGUGCAGAUGGACCUGAACUCCCUGACCAGCGAGGCUCUGUCCGAGGACAGCGCCUCCCCCCGGGCCUUCCGCGCGCACAGCGGCUCCCGCGGGCCCAAGCUGGAGAACAGUGCUGACUGGUGCUGCUCCGACGCCAGCGGGAGCAACAGCGAGAGCCUCCGUGUCCAGGCCCUGAAGAAGAGCCUCUUCACCAGGCCGUCCUCGCGGUCGCUGACGGAGGAGAACAGUGCCACAGAGUCCAAGAUCGCCAGCAUCUCCAACUCGCCCAGGGACUGGCGCACCAUCACGUAUGCCAGCCGCGGGGGCCUCGGCGAGGAGGAGGUAAAAGACAGAGGCCCGGGAGAGAGCAAGGACUGGCACCGAAAACCUAAAGAGGCGGACAGGCAGUACGACGCCCCCCCGCAGCACCGCCUGCCCAAGCAGCCCAAAGACGGCUUCCUGGUGGAGCAGGUGUUCAGCCCGCACCCCUACCCCGCCUCCCUCAAGGCGCACAUGAAGAACAACCCGCUGUACACAGACAUGCGGCUGACCGAGCUGGCCGAGGUGAAGCGGGGCCCGCCUUCCUGGGCCGUGGAGGAGUACACCCGGAACACGGGCGACAAGGGCAAGCUCGCAGCCCUGGACCUGCAGACGCAAGAAUCUUUAAAUCCAAACAACUUAGAAUAUUGGAUGGAAGACAUUUACACUCCAGGCUACGACUCGUUACUCAAACGCAAAGAAGCCGAGUUCAGAAGAGCCAGGGUCUGCAAGAUAACAGCGCUGAUCGCAGCCGCCGCCUGCACGGUCAUCCUUGUCAUCGUUGUGCCCAUCUGCACAAUGAAAUCAUGA
Pteronotus mesoamericanus is the source of this 2754-nucleotide messenger RNA. RefSeq names its product membrane integral NOTCH2 associated receptor 1 (gene MINAR1). The transcript is spliced from 3 exons. The coding region runs from base 1 to 2754 and encodes 917 amino acids. Gene Ontology annotation, biological process: negative regulation of cell population proliferation; negative regulation of TOR signaling. Lineage: Eukaryota; Metazoa; Chordata; Mammalia; Chiroptera; Mormoopidae. The record is from RefSeq and is a predicted model, not a curated record. Gene Ontology annotation, cellular component: plasma membrane.